Messenger RNA from Fusarium venenatum, 810 nucleotides. RefSeq names its product phosphoenolpyruvate phosphomutase-domain-containing protein. Gene Ontology annotation, molecular function: catalytic activity. The record is from RefSeq and is a predicted model, not a curated record. NCBI's taxonomy places the organism in Eukaryota, Fungi, Ascomycota, Sordariomycetes, Hypocreales, Nectriaceae.
AUGACCAACCAUCUCGCCAAGCAGCUCAAGGCUCUUCAUCAGCCAUCCUCACCCAUCAUUUUCCCCAACGUAUGGGAUGUAGCUUCUUUCAACACUGUCAAAUCUCUGAAUACAGAGACCUCCAAGCCAGUGAAAGCACUCGCUACAGCAUCUUGGGCUGUUGCUGCUACAUACGGCGUUCAGGAUGAGGAGCUCACUCUGGAGCAGAACCUCGAAGCAAUUGCCAAGAUUGGCCCACUUGCCAAGGAAGCUGGUAUCCCGCUAUCGGCCGACUUACAAGAUGGUUACGGCUCACAGGUUGUAUCUGUUAUCAAGAGAGCUGUUGAAGCAGGCGUCGUGGGCGCAAACAUAGAGGAUGUCAGACCUGAAGACAACACGUUUUAUCCCAUCGACGAACAAGUGCAGCGCCUCAAGACAAUCCUGAAAACUGCAACUGAAGCAGGCUGCGCUGACUUUGUCCUCAACGCUCGGUGCGACAUGUUCCACAUCGACCAAGGCCUCUCCGAAGCAGAAGUCAUCAAGGAGGCCGUCACACGUGGCAAGGCAUAUCUCGAAGCGGGCGCCACAACCAUCUUUUACUGGGGCGGCUCGGGACGGGGGCUGAGGACUUCCUGGGUCGAGACUUUGGUCAAGGAGCUUGAUGGAAGAGUCGCGGUCAAGUUGGCACAUAAAACAGAAGAUGCACUGUCAACUAAGGAUCUGGCCCAGAUUGGUGUUGCGAGGAUCAGUGUUGGACCGAGCUUGUUUCUAUUGGCGCAAGAGGCUGCGAAACAGGCGGCAGAAAGGAUUCUUGCUGGUGGGAACUUGUAG